Jatropha curcas is the source of this 1111-nucleotide messenger RNA. The record is from RefSeq and is a predicted model, not a curated record. NCBI's taxonomy places the organism in Eukaryota, Viridiplantae, Streptophyta, Magnoliopsida, Malpighiales, Euphorbiaceae.
UUUUUCCAUCAUUGCGUGCAUAAUCCAUUUCAUAAAAUAAGCCUAACAAACAAACAAAAUCAUUGAAGUAUUUUAGUUUCCUGUUUCAAGGGAGCAGAAAAGUCUAAAGAAGCUGUCUGCAGUACAACGACAGCCGCACUAAAGGGCUAACUCAAAAAUGGAGGCGAGUUCCUGGAUAUGGGAUUUGGCAUGUUUUGCAGGAAUGGUCUCAGUGGAGUGCACAGAUGUAGGUAUAGCAACCAUAAGCAAAGCAGCUUUAUCACAAGGAAUGAGCAAAUAUGUUUCUGUUGUUUACUCCAAUGCUCUUGGCACUCUCAUUCUUCUCCCUUAUUGGCACUCUCAUUCUUCUCCCUUACUUCAUCUUCUACAGUUCUCCAACUCUUUCUUCCUUUCUUCUGCUAUGGCCAAUCUUAUACCCAUUUUCACUUUCUUGCUUGCAGUAAUCACAAGGAUGGAAACUCUAGAUUUGAGAAGAUCAAGUAGCCAAGCUAAACUUUCGGGAGCUAUUGUAUCAGUAACAGGAGCAUCUAUAGUGACCCUAUAUAAAGGCCCUGCAAUUUUUAUGAUCCAGUCACUAACUUCUCACUCUCACCAUCUUCAACUUCAACCUCUUCACUCACAGAAACCAGAGUGGAUCUUUGGAGGUUUUCUCCUUGUAAUUGUUGUGCCUUCUGUCUGCAACCUGGACCAUUUGCCCAGAAGAACAGUGAAGCAGUACCCAGAAGAAAUGACCAUACUGUUCUUUUUCACCUUGUUUAUCACAAUCCAAAGUGCAUUUUUCUCACUUAUUUUGGAAAGGAAUCCAAAUGCAUGGAGAUUGAAAUCUGCCAUUGAAAUUAUUGCCAUCGUUUUCACAGUAAGAAAAUCUAUCCAGAUUUUAUUUAUUUAUUUAUUAUUCUAUAAUGGUCUGUUUCGAAUUGGGUUCACACGUGGUGCUUUGGGCAAGAAAGGACCUUUAUAUGUAGCCAUGUUCAAACCUUUGGGUAUUGCUAUUGCUGUGUUCAUGACAGUCACUUUUCUUGGUGAAACCCUUUGUCUUGGCAGUGUGAUUGGUUCUAUUAUAAUCGCACUUGGAUUUUACAGUGUGACAAAUGAAGGAGAAGAACAAUGA